CCUGUUUUUUAUUGGCAGGCAGUUCACUACGACCGGUUUCCAUACAUUUGGUUCAGGACAAGCAUGGCUGCCAUAGGAGUACACUUUGGAUACACAUGUGCCUGUGUGGCGAUUUUCAAGGAUGGGAGAGCUGAUGUUGUCGCAAAUGAUGCUGGGGACCGAGUCACGCCGGUAGUUGUCGCAUACAGAGACAAGGAACAGAUUGUUGGAAUAGCAGCGAAGCAGGGUCGAAUAAGGAAUGCAGCCAACACCGUGGUCAAAGUGAAACAGAUUCUUGGAAGAAGUUUUGAUGACCCAGAAGCACAGAAACACAUAGCUGAAAGCAAAUGCACGGUUAUCAACAAAGACAACAAGCCAAAGUAUGAAAUCGACACUGGAGAAGUGACCAAAAUCAUCUCGCCUGAUGAAGUGGCAAAAUUAGUCUUUCAUAAAAUUAAAGAAACUGCUCAGUCAGCUUUGGGCUCAGACAUUACAGAUGCUGUCAUCACUGUGCCUUUUGAAUUUGGAGAGAUUCAAAAGAAUGCACUGAGGCAAGCAGCUGAAGGAGCUGGUUUCAACGUGCUGAGAUUGAUUCACGAGCCAUCAGCUGCCCUGCUAGCCUAUGGCAUUGGCCAGGACACACCCACUGGAAAGAGUCAUGUGUUAGUGUACAAGCUUGGGGGAACAUCUCUCACAGUGACAGUAAUGGAGGUUAACAGUGGGCUGUAUCGAGUCUUGGCCACGCACACUGAUCACAGCACUGGGGGAGAGAGCUUCACUCAUGCACUGGCUCAGCAUCUUGCAUCUGAGUUUAAAAGGUCCUAUAAGCAUGAUGUCACAGGAAACCCCAGAGCCAUGAUGAAAUUGAUGAACAGUGCAGAUGUUGCCAAACACACGCUGUCCACUCUGGGCAGUUCUAACUGCUUUGUGGACUCGCUUUAUGAGGGGAUGGACUUUGACUGCAGUGUGUCCAGGGCAAGGUUUGAACUUCUGUGCGCUUCUCUCUUUAAUAAGAGCAUACAGCCGAUCAAAACGCUCCUGGAACAGGUCGGCCUUUCAAGCAGUGAUAUCAGUAAGGUGGUGCUAUGUGGAGGCUCUGCCCGGAUCCCCAAGCUGCAGCAGAUGAUCCAGGAUCUCUUCCCCGAUGUGGAGCUCCUCAGCUCCAUCACUCCUGAUGAGGUCAUCCCUGUGGGCGCGGCCAUCGAAGCGGGGAUCCUGUUGGGCAGGGACAGCUCCUCCCUCGACGAGGAUUCCAUCACCGUGGACUGCUGUGCCAGGGAUAUCCUGGUGAAGGAAGCGGAUGACUCUGGAGCUGACAUGUAUACAGUGCUGUUCCCGUCUGGAACCCCUCUCCCAGCCCGGCGGCAGCACACCCUGCAGGGCCCAGGAAGCCUGUCCUCCAUCUGCCUGGAGCUGUACCAGUCACAGGGCCUCAACCUCACCCCCCAGGAGAAACUGGCACAGAUUGUCCUCAAUAACCUUGAACCAAAAGAAGAGAACCAUGACAUUGUUACAGUUGUUACAAUGAAAAGGGAUGGAUCCUUACAUGUCACUUGUACGGAACAAGGAAGUGGCAAGUCUGAAGCAGUCACUGUAGCAGUUGCAUCUUGAACCGUGACUGGAUUAAUAGGGACAUUUCACUGACUCAAGCUACUCCUAGCCUGCAAGCAUGUUUUGUAUGUUCAUUUGAGUAAUACAUAUUCCCAAAAACAAAAUUCAACAUUAAAUUGUCUUUUGUAAUAUUUAGGUGUUUAAUAACAAGGUUGGGAUUGUACUCUGAUUUACUCAGUUCCAGAUGUCAACAUUGAAAUUGGCAUUCAAAAUUAAAUAUUUAAACACAUGAAUGAAUGUAA
Molecule: messenger RNA, 1832 nt
Organism: Anguilla anguilla (European eel)
Lineage: Eukaryota; Metazoa; Chordata; Actinopteri; Anguilliformes; Anguillidae
Gene: hspa14
Product: heat shock protein 14
Exons: 14
Coding region: 64-1590 (508 amino acids)
Biological process (GO): cellular response to unfolded protein; protein refolding
Cellular component (GO): ribosome; cytoplasm
Molecular function (GO): ATP hydrolysis activity; ATP binding; ATP-dependent protein folding chaperone
Source: RefSeq, a predicted model, not a curated record